CGGACACCGACUUGGAUUUGGAGGAACGGGACUGAGCUUUUAUUCCGGCGGCAGCGCCAGAAACACCUGACAUAUUUCACACACAGUUGAGGGAGAGAGGGUGCGUGAUGUCAGCGAUGGCAGAGGCGGCGGAGACGAGUGGUGGCGCCGGCGGCCGGAGGGAGCUGACGAGCGAGACCAAGGAGAACAUCGCAGAGAGGCUAUCUUCCUUGGAGAACCUCUACUUCCCUCGGGCUCUUCAUUCCUCCGCCUCGGACCCCUCCCAGCGGAAAUCCAUCUUUCUCGACCUCCUCUCCCGCGACGUCGCCGUCUUCCUAGAGAGGUAUGGGUCGCAGUUGACGAAUGGGGAGCUUCAGGAAUUUGAUGGGCUCAAGGAUGACUAUGAAAUCAACUGGCAUUUGAAUCACCUCAGGAGCAUAAAGAGCCCGACUUCAGCUGAACUACGUUCGCGUUCGAUAACUGUCAAGAAUCGGAGGCGGGCUUAUCUUAACAAGCUGAUGCAUGAUGGGCAAUACUUCUCGGAGGAUGCUAUGAGGGAGAGGGAGCCUUACUUGCAUCACGAGUAUGUGGGGAAAUUUCAGGACCCGAGCAGCAGGAGCAUGGCAAGGCCUGGGGAGAAGUGGUCAGAAACAUUGAUUAGGAGGUCUGAAGAAGCCUUUUUGGUAUCAGAGAUACGCAGGGAGCAACAGAGGCUGGGUGUUGCUGAGAGAGACUGGGUUGGAAACGAGAGGAGGCAAGAACAGGAGGAUAUGGAAGAGGAAGAGGAGGAGGAGGAGGAGGAGGAGGAGGAGGAGGAGGAGGAGGAGGAGGAGGAAGAGGAAGAGGAAGAACAGAAGAAUAUGGAAGCAGAGAAAGGCGAACAAGCCAUGAAGAUGAAUGGAUCUUCUCAUGUUGAGUCGACUUCUAGGGGAAAUGAGGGUCCGAGCACGGCUUUAUCUGAUUUGGAGAUGCAAGACCAAAUGGACCAGUUUGUAUAUAUUAUGCAGCAGAAGUUUCUGACAGGUGAAGAUCACGAGCACUUGGAUUAUUCAAAGAUAGACGAUGAUGAGACCCUCGAUGAUCAUUGGCUUCGUGAGGCCAGCCAUGAUGCAGAGGAGAAGUAUUUUGCCGAGGACUGAGGAACCUUGCAUUUUGCCUGUUUUGUCUAUUGACUCGACAUUCCCCGGUAGCUCUUCAUCCUCUUUAUCGGUCUCUGUAGGUGUGUAUUAUGCGAUGCAUGAUUACAUAUUCUGCUUGUCGCAAAUCCAGUUCGAAUCCUGAACUCUCUGGCAACGCUUGUAGUUCAUAUUGAUGGUGCCAUAAUCGUGUCGAUCUAAUCUAUCUGAUUUAAUGGGAAAA
Punica granatum (pomegranate) is the source of this 1338-nucleotide messenger RNA. NCBI's taxonomy places the organism in Eukaryota, Viridiplantae, Streptophyta, Magnoliopsida, Myrtales, Lythraceae. The record is from RefSeq and is a predicted model, not a curated record.